Hyaloscypha bicolor E is the source of this 892-nucleotide messenger RNA. Its product is annotated as enoyl-CoA hydratase. Gene Ontology annotation, molecular function: enoyl-CoA hydratase activity. Lineage: Eukaryota; Fungi; Ascomycota; Leotiomycetes; Helotiales; Hyaloscyphaceae. Gene Ontology annotation, cellular component: mitochondrion. The record is from RefSeq and is a predicted model, not a curated record. Gene Ontology annotation, biological process: fatty acid beta-oxidation. The transcript has a single exon. The coding region runs from base 292 to 696 and encodes 134 amino acids.
GAACUGAAGCAUCACAACGUCACUACCAACACGCAAAUAUCCAGUGAAAAGUUUAUGUGAAAAGUUUUUUUUUCCAAUGUGUGUUCCCAAGCUGUCAGCAUCACCAGCUAAAAAAAGUUAAAAAGAGCUACCCCGCGAACCUCGGCCUAGCCACGCGGGGUUGGCCCUGAAAAUAGUCUGCUUCCGCCCUUCAACGUCCCGGGAGCUUAAAUCUACUUCCUAUCCAUCUCGCUUCCUUCCACAUCCCACCACCUCUCAAUCAACAACUUCAACUCUCUCCUUUUGCUCACAAUGGCCUCAUCACUGCAAACACAACCCCCGCCCCACCCAACCUUCCUCCUGGCCUAUCCCUCCCCGGGCAUCCUCCUCCUAACAAUCAACCGCCCCACAGCAAUGAAUUCCCUACCCUCCGCCUCGCAUUGGGAGGCCGACGCCCUCCUUUCCUGGUAUGAUAACGAGCCUUCUUUGAGGGUCUUGAUUAUCACGGGCGCAGGCAAGAAAGCGUUUUGUGCGGGGCAGGAUCUGAUCGAACAAGGUAAAUUCCGCGCGGAUCCUUCGACCCCAGUAGCAGCCAGAAGGCAUCCACCGUCCGGGUUCGCGGGGAUUUCCAGGAGGAUGGGGAAGGGGAAGCCGGUGAUUGCGGCUGUUAAUGGGUUUGCUCUUGGUGGUGGGUUUGAGAUUUGUUUGAAUUGGUGAGAUCAGCUCUUUCAAUCUUUCAAAUGAAGGGAGAAAGUGGUUGGCACGCGUUCAUGUGGCAGGCAUGUCGUGCCUCGCGGGCUCAGGAAGGUUAAUUCCCUGACGAGAUACCUACAGUGAUAUGGUCGUAGCAUCUCCCACAGCAUCUUUCGGCCUCCCCGAAGCAACCGUCGGUCUGUACGCCGCAGCGGGAGGG